This is a messenger RNA of Carassius gibelio (silver crucian carp), 1765 nucleotides long. RefSeq names its product C-type lectin domain family 4 member F-like. The coding region runs from base 165 to 965 and encodes 266 amino acids. Lineage: Eukaryota; Metazoa; Chordata; Actinopteri; Cypriniformes; Cyprinidae. The record is from RefSeq and is a predicted model, not a curated record. The transcript has 5 exons.
AUCAUGUGACAAUAUAUUCUUCUUAAAUAGGCAGACAGGAUAUAACACACUGCUAAACUUUGUCCAUUUUCAGCUCACCUGCUAAGAGUAGAGUCUUAAGAAGACUGCAUAUUAAAAGCGCAUCGAUUCCAUCAUUUAUAGGACUGACGGAAAGCCACUCAAAAAUGUCUGAGAGUAUUUAUGCCAAUGUUAACAGUGACAUAACAUGUGAUACGGACAGAGGAACCAAGGCAAGCCAUACACCUCAACAAUCAGGAAGUGAUUUAGUGCAGAUCAGACGUUUCAGAACAACUGCAGUGUGUUCGUUGCUGCUGUAUGUUCUUCUGUUGACUGCGGUCAUAGUGCUGUGUGUCUACAUCCAUACAAAGAACACAACCUACACAGAAGAGACACACAAGCUACUAACCAAGAUUAACAACCUCACAGAACAGAGUGACCUGCUUCUAACCAAGUACAUAAACAUGACAAAUGAAAUGAAUGGAUUAUUAAUCAAGAAUGAAAUCCUGACUAAACAACGAGACCAGUUCAAUCAAGAAAGAAAUAACAUGCAGAAGAUUAUCAAUGAAACAGAAGGAUGGGUACACCCUACUUUCAGCUUAUACUUCAUGUCGUCAAUGAAGAAGAGCUGGACUGAGAGCAGAAGAGACUGUACAGAGAGAGGGGCAGAUCUGAUCAUCAUAAACAACAGAGAGGAACAAGAUUUUGUUACAAAAAUUACUGAUAAAGGAGAAUUCUGGAUUGGUGUAACUGACGCCAAGGAAGAGGGCAGAUGGAAAUGGGUUGAUGGCACCAGCGUGACGUCUGGGUUCUGGGCAUCCAGUGGACAUAUAACAGAGCCAAAUGGAGGAAGACGAGAGAAUUGUGCUGUGACUUAUUUAAAAAGGCACCCUGAAUUAAUAGGGUGGAUUGAUGCUGAUUGCAAUGGUGCUUAUCAAUGGAUCUGUGAGAAGAGAUCUCGUCCCUAGGAACAGCAAACACUUUUUCACUGUUUUCUUAUUUUUAUUUUCUUUAGUUUCUUUACAGCUCAAGUCUUCAGGACUGAACACUCCUGAUCUAGAAGUAAUACCUGUUUAGGCCUAGGCUAUAUGUGUAUUAAUUUGUAGUUGCUUCCUUUGUAUUUUGCUCUAAAAGACACACACACACACACACACACACGAAAUUCAUUCUAAUCAACUAUUCCUACAUACGCUAAACCCCAGAUUGCUUUACUUUAUUUAUAUAGUAAAUAAAGUAUACCCUAUUUAUACUUAGCAUGCUGUUUACACGUUACCCUUAUGUUAUCAUUAAAGAUGACGUAUGGCUCUAUAUCUCUGGUCGUUGUCAGUCCUGUAGAUCCAGUAAGAAUUUAAAGGGUUUCUUAAGAAUCAAAUACACAUCUGUAGAGGAUUCGAUCUCUUGCAGCACACUGUGACCUGCUUUAGAGACAUGAUUAAAUACAGAUGCAUCUCAGUAAAUUAGAAUGUCAUAAAAAAGUUAAUUUAUUUCAGUAAUUCAAAUUUUGACUCACAUUUAACAAAAACCCGUCAAUUCACUAUCUCACCAAAUUAGAAUAUGGUGACAUGCAGUGGUGUAACUUUGCUUUGAAAAGUGCUGAGGACACCGCGCAACUUGUUUUGCUAGUUUUUAAUUGAAUAUAGUGAUGGCCGAUUCGUGAACGAAUCGUUCAAUUUAACCGGUUCUUCUCAGUGAACCGGUUGAACCAGUUCACCAAAUCGAACUGAAUCGUUUGAAACGGUUCACGUCUCCAAUAAGCAUAAAUCCACAA